Messenger RNA from Leptosia nina, 690 nucleotides. Lineage: Eukaryota; Metazoa; Arthropoda; Insecta; Lepidoptera; Pieridae. The record is from the annotation of a GenBank genome assembly.
AUGCGGUCGCGCUUUCUCGUGCGCGCGGGUCUUCACUACCCAUCGCGCAAAUCAAAUGUGCGACGUCAGCGAGCCAUUCCAGCGACAACCCCGUUUCCAUGCGAAGAAUCUCUCUCAUCGGGCCGUAGUAAGCAGAUUCCUACUUCUGUACAUAAGCUGAGACCGGGAGAUAUAGAGGUGGUUGCAGCUAUAGGAGAUUCCCUUGUUGCUGGUAGUGGAGCGCUAGAAGAAUUCGCUCUUGGGGCUGUCGUGGAGUAUCGAGGAGUAUCUUGGUGUGCGGGUGGAGAUAAUACAUGGCGGGAGUUCCUUACGCUGCCAAACAUCCUCAAAGAGUACAACCCGAACUUGCGCGGGUACUCUACCGGUACAGGCGAAUGGUUGGCCAAGAAUUCCAGACUUAAUGUCGCUUUCCCAGUCGCCUCUGACCAAGAUGCUUAUAAGCAAGCGAAGAUUCUAGUAGCACGUAUUCGCUCAUCGCCCGAUAUCGACGUGUCGCGCGACUGGAAGAUGAUCACGGUGUUCAUCGGGGCCAACGACUUGUGCUCGGCUUCCUGUCUUUCCCCUGUGUCCUGGUCUCCCACGGCACACGCCAGGAAACUGGCGAGAGCGCUCGACUACUUCCAUGAACAUUUGCCGAGGACAAUCGUCAACUUGAUUCCUGUUUUAGGCAAGUUAAAGAAACAUACUUAA